AUGGCUGUUGACGACCAGCAGAAAUCGGAGAAGCACCUCAGAUUGUACUUGGCAAGUCGGCCACGGAAGCAGGGGAGGCUCGAAGAACACUAUGGUUCUGAGCAAAGCCCAGAGAAGCAGUAUUCCCAGCUGCAUGAGCUCCUUCGCGCAAGAGCGACUCCCGCCGAUGCUGCGGCUGCCUCGACAGAUCUGACCGUUCUCAUCGACUACUUGGAGGAUGAAGUGGCCGACAAGCAGCUGAAAGAGAGAGCAGAACAGUGGGCUGCAGGCAUGAAGACUGGCUCCAUUCCAGAAGGCAUACAGUACAGCUAUAACUAUGAAGGCCAGGCCGCGAUGGACCAUUACGUGUCGCAGAUUGUAGCUGCCUUGCGGGACUUCCCUUUUCUCCAACUGGAUGGUGGGAGGCAACAGGGCCACUGGGUGCGGGACGUACUCGUUGCUCCCCUUUUUGACGGCUACUGGGAUUUCUACUCGAACCGGAAAGUCAGCGGCUUCAACUUGCAGGAGUUUUACCUGUUGCUGGCAGGUCCGGGUAUGCUUCUGGAGAGGCUGAAGCACGCUCGCAAGAUGCUGCAAGCAUAG
Molecule: messenger RNA, 582 nt
Organism: Symbiodinium natans
Lineage: Eukaryota; Dinophyceae; Suessiales; Symbiodiniaceae
Source: the annotation of a GenBank genome assembly